Molecule: messenger RNA, 2385 nt
Organism: Aspergillus glaucus CBS 516.65
Lineage: Eukaryota; Fungi; Ascomycota; Eurotiomycetes; Eurotiales; Aspergillaceae
Gene: hrdA
Product: E3 ubiquitin-protein ligase HRD1
Exons: 3
Coding region: 1-2385 (794 amino acids)
Cellular component (GO): cytoplasm
Molecular function (GO): zinc ion binding
Source: RefSeq, a predicted model, not a curated record
AUGAGGUUAGCCGCGUAUGCUGGGGCCUCUAUGGCUCUGGCAACUGGUGUCUUUGUUAAGGCCUUGCAUCAGCGGUCAAAUUUCUACUCUGCUUGUGUCUACCUGUCCCAGAGCAGUGCGAAUCUCAUGAUCUUGACGAACCUCUGCCUUUUGAUUGUUGGUUUUCUUCUUUACUGGCUUCAGCGACUUCUCUACGGACCCUUGCGACCGAUCGAAACCGAACAGCUCUACGAAAAGGCGUGGUUUGCCGUGACGGAGACAUGUCUCGCCAUGACAAUAUUCCGGGGAGAGCUAGGGGGCUGGUUCUUGGUGAUGUUCAUCUGUCUGCUUGUUGGAAAGGUUUGGGGCUGGAUUGGUGAAGGUCGCGUAGAGUACUUGGAGCAGCAACCACCGGCAAAUCCCCGCGUAUUCCAUACCCGGCUGACGGCCUCUCUGGUCUUGUCGGUUCUCUUCAACUCGUUUAUGCUGCGAUACUGCGUCCAUACCGUGCUCGAGCAGGCUCGUCCAGAUAUGAUGGUCAUGUUCGGUUUCGAGUUUGCCAUCCUGAGUAUCCUAUCGUGCUCGACUGCGGCUAGGUACGGCAUUUCGUUGGUGGAGAUCUACGUCACGCAGCAACAGAAAUUCGCCAGGAUUGAAGAACGACGGGCAGAGCUUCGUGCUGCCAGAGAAGAAGCCGCUCAGCAGGAAGCUCAAACAGGAGAGAAUGUGACCAAUGUGCCCGACGAGAACGACAUCGAUGAGAUGGAACUCGAUAUUCCGGGAUGGGAAGAGAAAGGACGCUGGGUCUUCUACCUCGAUUUGGUCACCGAUUUCUUCAAGUUGAUCGUUUAUCUCACGUUUUUCGCCAUACUCUUCACUUUCUACGGGUUGCCUAUUCAUAUCCUCCGUGAUGUGGUUCUCACGAUUCGCUCCUUUGCUCGGCGGAUUAUGGAUUUCAUUCGCUAUCGCAACGCCACCCGGGAUAUGAACGAACGGUAUCCAGAUGCGACAACAGAGGAGGUCACAGGAGAGGAUGUUUGCAUCAUUUGCCGUGAAGAGAUGAUACCAUGGCAGCCAGACCAACCGGGCGGACCUGGCGCGCGGCGGGUUCCUGAACGGAUGCGUCCAAAGAAGCUUCCCUGCGGACAUAUUCUGCAUUUUGCCUGUCUCCGAAGCUGGCUGGAACGGCAGCAAAACUGCCCGACCUGCCGACGUCCAGUCGUUGUGCCUCGCAACCGCGGUCAGGCUGGUGAUGGUGCCCCCCAGCAAAACAUUCCCGGGGGAAACCAAGGCAAUGGAGCAGGCGGAUUGCCCAGAGCCCGCAUUUACCAGUUUGGGCCAUUCCGGAUCGGGUUUGGUGCUGGCCGGGGAGAUGUCUUCCAUAACCUCCAGCAACAAAUACACCAGGGUAAUGCCGCAAUGCAGCCAGCAGCAAAUAUUCCUGCUGGUGCAAGACAGGUUGGCUUUGGUUUUGGUUUUGGAAGACCGCCAGCCGGCGCAGUUCCUGCACCAGCUCCUGCGCAGGCCCCUGCGCCUGUCGCCACACCGACACCUACACCCACGAUUCAGCCUUCAUUCUCCGCCACACCUAGGUUUCAGGAUAUGCAAAGCCAGUUGCAACAUAUGGAGCAGCAGAUCGCGCAUGAAAUUGAUCAGCUCCGCCUGUCAGCACACCAAUUGCAGGUAGUACGAUUAUUGCAAGCCGAAUUGCAGCGGCUACGAAAUCAACAAACGACUACGUCAGGCUUGAACGCCGCUUUUUCUCAGCAUCCUCCUCCAUUUGCCUCACCAUCGCCCUUGCCUUCGACCGUGACUUCACGUCAUCAGUUCAUGUCGAGUCCCCGGGCAACUCCCAUGACUGCCGGAGACGCCCGACUCCCUGAUGGCCUCAGUCUACCUCAAGGUUGGUCGUUGAUUCCUCUUCACUCUGCUGGGCAGCCAUCAGGCGAACAGAGAGAACAGAGAAGUACCGAUGCGACUCCACACGCUGCACCAGAACAGACUACAAAUGCUGCGCCAGAACAGACUGCAAAUGCUACAUCAGAACCCACCUUAAUGUUUGGUGUACCGACAGUUUCUGAGCCUCCUUCGUCGAACGUGGAGGCUGAAGACAGGGGGGAUGAGAACGCUGAAGCAUCCACCUCUGCUACAACCCAAAGCUUGCCCAACUGGUCGUCUGGGUUGACUGCGGAACCAGAUAAUCAUCGUGCCGAAUCGCCGGCCAACGACUGGACCGAUGUGACUUCAGACCAACCGACUGAGAAAGUCCAAGGUCCAUCAACCGCAGCUGGUGAGGGUGAGCAAGAGGAAGCGGGCCCCUCGAAUGUGGAUGAAACGUUGUCGACGUCGUCCAAAGGUAAAGGGCGAGCAGCGACGGUAGAAGACGCGGACGACGAUGAGACAUGA